UCUAUUAAUAUUAUCUAACAAAAUGUCACAACACUGGCUUUUUUUCUGCAAGGUUUCUUGAACGUGCGCGUCAAUAAGAAAGAGUUUUCAUAUACUUACAAAAUUGUAACAUAAAAAUGUUCUUAAUGUGCUUCAACAAGUUUGAUACAAGUCAGAAAUAUUUGUAAACAUUACUGAAUCAAACUGAUUACAUUAGGUCACACCAAAAAAAAAAACUUAAAAAAAAAUUAAGUAGAAUGGUCCUUAAAAAAACAAUUGCAAAUUGCCACUUUUUACAGUGCUGGAUCAGAGUGCCGAUGCCCAUCUUGAGUCUAGAUAAUAGCUGCAGAUAUCAAAUUUAAGGGAUCAGAUCAAACUAGAUUUAGAGGUGCUUUCCAGAAAAGUUGCUGAGAUCGCAUGUGAUAGUCAAUCAUUUGUUGUUGUCAUUGGUAUGACUCAUAAAUCUAACAUAUGCCACACACUGCAACUACUCAUGACCGCUCUCUUUUCAGUUCCAUUAGUCGCUGAUAAUCCGCUGACCCUCUGUCAAUUUGGUCAAAUACAGGAAGACAGGAAGUUAAGCCUGACAGGUUUCCCGACAUGCGAAGGGAGAUCCCCGCCGGAGAUCCAGCCCGCUUCCUACCAGGCACUAGUGUGAACAAAAUGAAUAAAUUAAAAGACAGAGAAAGAGAUUAGAGAACUGCCACAAGGACAGGGUUAUUCAACAUUCGCGUAACCGCCCGACACAUUCAGUCGAGAUGGAGGUAAACAGUGCGUUGAAAGAUGAGUUUAUUGUCCAGACGUAAAAAUGCGCAAAAGACCUUCUCGAACAGCAAAACCGAAACCAAACAACCCCAAUUAUUCGGCGAUUCCAUAUUCCAGUCCAACAGCCAACGAAACCAUUUAUCUUACAACACAGAUAUAGGCUAAGUGACACCCCCCUAAAGUACAAAUAAGUGCCAAAAAGAAAAAUUGGAUAACGUUUAAACGAAAGUAGCCCUAUCACACAAGUAAAUAAACCGUCAGCAAUGCUAUUUUAUCGUUUAGCAAAUGGGAGGUAGCUACAAAGAGGAAAUCCCUCACCCUACUUCCUAAUUUGAGUGAAUGAGAGAGGGUGACUAGUUCAGAUUGAUAUAGAGACAGCAAGCAGCAUAGUCCUUUAUUGUCUUGGAAGAAUGCGUACUCAGGAAUCUUGCACAUGACAUAUUGUCAUUGCCCUACAAUUUUACUAUUCGUGUUAUUAUCAUAAUUAGAACGACAUUAACUGCACGCGUAAUGCUUGAGCAUUCGCUCACACGUUUUGUUUAGCUUUUUGUAAUUGUAGAACUUACUUACAGUAUUUUAUAAUGGGCUUUGUGCAUGAACUAUUCUUCAUGAGACAAAUAUCAGCCUGAAGACAAUGAUCCUAAAUUCUUCAGUUAGCUUUGCUAAAUCAUCCUGAACAGAGUGUAAGUAUUGAUAUUGUUUCAUGCAGGCGACAUGAGAUGAUUAUCAAAUUGGGAACCAGAGGAGUGUUUUUAGAUGUAUCAAACUGACACAAUGUUGUGAAAAGGAUUCGUCUGAAAUAGGACCUAUACACCUGAGGAUCAUGACCAUGAGCGGCAGUAAUCACACUGUUUCGCCUGUGCCGCUGGACCUUACCAACAAAACAAGAGAGCGUUGGAGCUGCGCACAGGGGGCGACGGGCGACCAAGGUCAUUGUAGACAUACCACACCACGACAGGUGGUAUCAGGCCACAGCAAUGGACAAGGACGUUCGCCUCCUGAACCACGGGACAGUUGUGGACCUUCAAUUUCGCUAUCGACUAAAAAAGGCGAUGGGAAUGUCAGUGGAAACAGGAUGCUUGAGGAUCCCAUACAAACACGACCUACCUCUCCUAACGUGAAGUCCAACAAUCUGACGGACACUGGAAGGAAAUGGACAGAUUUCUCGUUUUCUAAGCUUCCGAUAAGGAAACGUCCUUUCCCUCUUGACCAUGAGCACACUGGUCCAAGAAAUGUUAAUGUAGAACAGCAAAACAUACUCAAAGAAGAAAGACGUAGCCCGAGUCCGAAAGUGAUGAAGAACUAUGAGGCGGGAGAUUUAGACACAGAUGCAAAUAUAUUGAACGAAGCUCGUGACAGUCAAAGCUUGAAUAACUCCCAGUUCGCCCCACCAUUAACACCAUAUUUCAUAGGCUAUCAAUAUUUCCAGUGGCCUCAACAGUACACCAGUCCACGAAAAUCCAUUCUCAUGCCAAUUCCCAAUCUCUCGCCUCCUCCUGUUCCACCAGAGAGUACAGAUUGGCUGCUGGCAGAUAUCGCUGUGGCAACACGUCAAGAUGAAGAUGGUGACACGCCUCUUCACAUCGCUGUGGUUAAGGAGAAUGGUGCACUGGUCGCCUGGCUUAUUGAAAUAUAUCGGCGGGCCCACAAAGACCUAGACAUUUUCAAUAACCUAAGACAGACAUCAUUGCACUUGGCUGUAAUCACCCAUCAGCCUGGUCUGGUGGAAGCACUUUUGGAUGCAGGAGCUGAUCCUGGAGCUCUCGACCGUAAUGGGCAGACAGCAUUGCACCUGUGCUGUGAGUACGGAGAGGCCGACUGCCUCUCUGUAAUCCUCAGACACUACUCCCACAACCCCUCACCCCACCUGGAGGUCAGGAAUUAUGAAGGUCUGACUCCCCUCCACCUGGCUGUGCAGAAUGGAGAUAAAAUGUUGGCCAAAAUCGUAUUGGACAGUGGAGCUGAGAUCAACGCUGGGGAUAACAAGAGUGGCCGCAGUCCACUGAUACAUGCUGUAGAAAACAACUCUAAUGACAUGGUCAACUUACUGAUCGAGAGUGGAUGUGAUGUAAAUGCACAGUCUUACAGUGGGAAUACAGCCUUGCACAGUGCCUGUGGCAGGGGUCAGAUAGAGAUUGUCAGGAUCCUGCUGAAGAAUGGAGCUGAUAGUAGUGUAAAAAACAACCAUAAUGACACCGCCAUCAUGGUGGCAAAAAACAAAAAGGUGUCUGAUGUGCUGCGUGGGAAGGGCACCCACAGCUACGCUGUGAAAACACUGCCUAACAGUAAUGAAUCACUGUCCCCUGGUAGCUCAAAUCAAUCUCCACGGGUAACACCUACUCUUCAGCACAGCUCUUCGCUUUCUCCUGUGACUCCUGUUUCACACUCGCCCCAAAUUCAUUCAGCAGAGAGUAUUUCAGAAAGCCAAUCACAGAUGAGCAGCAGCGAAAAAAUACUUACAAGGACAUGCCAUAAUAUUACUGCUGACAAUAGGGCAAGCUACGGAAUGACACUCCAUACUUUGCCCUAUCUUCCACCAUCUGCUUAUGACCAUAUUAAGCCUUCUGCCUCUCACAUCCAGAGAAGGAUGCUAUUCCCAGGUUCUCAUGUUUACUAUGGCCCUGGUAUUCAAAGACCUCCCUAUUACUCCGAUGCACAGAUCAUCUUCUUCCCUGGGAUCCCUGUUCCGCACAUAUAUGGCUCUCCCUCACAGGGUACGGUAAACCAAUCAAGGCCAUCCAGUCGCAGCAGUGACCAAUCAGACAUGUCUACUAUGAGUGUAAACAGUGAAGAUAGAGGAGUAAGUUGAUUAUGGCCAGGUGUGUAAGCAGCUGUGACAUGGCCAACUUAAGCGGUGUUGUAUGUGGCUGGACAACAUAUUGACAGAUUUAUAGCAUUUAUGUGUAUCUAUGCAUUUUUUAAAUCUAUGUUAAUUUUGAAGUUUUGUUAAAUUGGUGACAUAAUUGUUUAAGGAUUUGUGUAAUACCAAGUGUAUUUGCUAUGUAAUUGAAUUACAAAGGGCUAUAACAUUUUUCAUAUAAUAAUAUUAAUUACUAUUUUGGUUUGGGAAGUGAUUGUAAUCUGUUUGAUCUUGAAUUGAUUUCAAUUUGACAAGCACACUGCAUUUCAAACAUUGAUGUCCUCAAAUGUGUGUUAUUGGCACAUCAUAGCCAAUAUACAUAAAGUGCAAUGCUAUAGACAUUAUUCAGAAUAUUCUUCCAUCCAUCCAUCCAUCGUCAACCGCUUAUCCUGUGUACAGGGUCGCGGGGGGCUGGAGCCUAUCCCAGCUAACAUUGGGCGAAAGGCGGGGGACACCCUGGACAGGUCGCCAGUCCACAGAAUAUUCUUAUCUGCAAAAAUUAUAAAUAAUAAGAAUAAAUUAACACUGCUGUGACAUUGUCCAUCAAAAAAAAAAAAAAAACUUUUUACAUGGUUUUGACACUUCUGUUUUUUUUAUAUGAUUGUUAAUAAUAUUUGAAUAUGUCACUGCCACUUUUAUUUUAGUGGACACAUUUGAGCACCUUUGAGUGAUGGAAGCCCUAUGUAAUUAAGUUCUGUGACAAAAUAUGGUAUAUUAAUUAGCACACACAGUUAGAAAGAAAGAAAUUUACAUUUAAGUGGUUAAAACUAUACCUACUGAGGCUUUAAUGUGAAUGACCAAAAUGGUACUUGAUGGUGAUGUUGUUGCUCAUAGUUGACAUAGUUUUAUAAAAGAAUGUAUAAAUGUUGAGUUUCUAUAUUAAUGUGUGAAUAUAAAUGCAACAGUAUAUAAUAUCCUAAUUUCCUUUUAAUUA
This is a messenger RNA of Xyrauchen texanus (razorback sucker), 4538 nucleotides long. It is a transcript of the gene bcl3, whose product is annotated as BCL3 transcription coactivator. Lineage: Eukaryota; Metazoa; Chordata; Actinopteri; Cypriniformes; Catostomidae. Bases 1568 to 3553 code for a protein of 661 amino acids. The transcript is spliced from 9 exons. The record is from RefSeq and is a predicted model, not a curated record. Gene Ontology annotation, molecular function: protein binding.